ACGGGUGCCGGGUGGAGUCGGGAGCCGUGAUGUGUCUCCUGCUGGGGGCCUCGGGCGUCGGGAAGACGCUGUUGGUGAAAAGAUUGCUGAAGCUGAGCUCUGGGGAUGGGAAGGGCGAUCUGGGCGAUCCUCCCCCGACGCGGCCCACGGUAGGCCGCCCCUCUCCCGCAGGUUUAGCAGAAGCGGGUACCUUUUACGGUUUGCAAAGCGCUUUGGGUUGUUUUAAGUGGAAGCUGGAGUCCGGCGGGUCCGUGUGUGAAUGCAACCCUCGGGAGGUGGGCACUGACCUUACUGACAUCGUGGUCCCAAGAAAGAUUACCAUCCGGGAGCUGGGGGGGUGCAUGGGCCCCAUCUGGCCCAGCUACUAUGGAAAUUGCCGUUCUCUCCUGUUCAUGAUGGAUGCGGCUAACCCCACUCAGCUGUCUGCUUCCUGCGUGCAACUCCUGGGUCUCCUUUCUGCGGAAGGACUAGCAGAAGCGUCGGUCUUGAUACUCUUUAAUAAAAUUGAUGUGCCCUGUUACAUGACCGUGGAGGAGAUGAAGUCCUUGAUCAGACUCCCAGACAUCAUUGCCUGUGCCAAGCAGAGCAUCAGCACAGUGGCAGUCAGCGCUCACAAGGGCACCGGCCUGGCGGAGGUGCUGCACUGGCUCCAGGACACCCAGGGGACUGACAGCUGACAGCUGACCUGCGGGAGGAGACCGUGACGGGCCGGCUCUGUGGAGGGGCCAGAGAGCCGCCCUCUUGGCCUGCAGAGAUCUGUUCUCAUCAGGGACAGGAUGACCCAGCACAAGCCUAGGGGAUGGGCUCCUGGCCUGAGUUGCCGUGACGGGUAAACUGAGGAACCCCGGUUACAGAAACUCCUGCCAGCUGGCCUCUGAAUGAAAAGAUCAUCCCCAGGGCUGGGAGAAGACGACAGGCUUGCAGGGUGGCUGGGCGACCUGCUCCCAUCCCGGGAUGUAUGUCCUUCCCACAGGUGUUUGGACUGCACAGCCCCACAGACUCGGUCUCUCUGUAGAGUUUCUGACAGGCUGACGAUGUGACCCCCACUGUAUGAGGCCGUUGUCAUGGAAAGAACUGAGCCUGGAGUCAGAA
Messenger RNA from Zalophus californianus (California sea lion), 1092 nucleotides. It is a transcript of the gene ARL16, whose product is annotated as ADP ribosylation factor like GTPase 16. Gene Ontology annotation, molecular function: GTPase activity; GTP binding. The transcript is spliced from 5 exons. The record is from RefSeq and is a predicted model, not a curated record. NCBI's taxonomy places the organism in Eukaryota, Metazoa, Chordata, Mammalia, Carnivora, Otariidae. Bases 30 to 677 code for a protein of 215 amino acids.